AUGCGUCUGCUUGUUCUCUCAACUCUUUCGGGUGCAGUGGUGCUGCUGUUGCUAUCUCUGUUCAGGUUUGUGAUCAAGUUUCGCAGUUACAGAGCAUUUUACAAAGAUGUGCCAUGCCCACCACACGAUCCGAUAUGGGGCCAUCUGAAGCUGCUCGGCGACCUCCUGGCGGAGCUUCCGCCGAACUUCCACUACCAGUCUCUCAUGGAAUACAUUGGGCGAAAGUACAACAUGCCUCCAGUCUAUCAGCUUGAUCUCUGGCCAGCUGCGCACCCAAUGAUACUCUGUUCCGAUCCGGCAGCUAUUGCACACAUGACACAGACCCAUAGCUUCCCCAAACAUCCGGCAAUCGAUAGCUUUGUUUCGCCUCUUACAGGAAAGCCUACCAUGGUGGCGGUCGAUGGACCGGAGUACAAGAAAAUCCGAUCUAUCGUCAUGCCGAGUUUUGCGCCGUCGCACGUUGCAAGCCUCACGCCGGUAAUGUCACGGCAUGUCGCGCGUUUCAUUGAGAAAUUGGAAGCAUUCGCGGACACUGGAGAGACCUUCAAGUUGCAAGAUCACGCGAUGUCGCUCACGCUGGAUGUUAUAUGCGAGGUUGUCAUGGGUAUCGACACUGACUCUCAGCGGCAGUAUAAUGCCCUAGCGUACCACUUUGGGCAGGCUGCCAAAAACACCCCAAUCUCAGGCCUGAACCUAGGAGUGCUCAAGAUGUUCAUUCCUCGUUGGUGGCAUGCAUCUCGACAGACCAGUAUCGUAACCAAGAUCAUCCGAGAUCGCCAUGCACAAAGUGCAGGAACGAAGUCACAACGCACCAAGGUUGCAAUCGACCUCUUCAUACAGGCGUAUAACGAGCAGCAGUCUGGCGCAACCGAUCAGACCAGACUCGACCCGUCGUUUUCGAAUCUCGCGGUGGUCAACAUCAAGACGUUGCUCAUGGGCGGCCACGAUACCACAUCUGCGACGAUUGCCUACAUGUUGGCUCUGCUCUCAACUCAUCCAGCUGUCACCGCCAAAUUGCGUGCCGAACACGAGCGUGUCUUCUCCGGCGAUCCCACCACCACUUUCGCUACCAUCGCCGCUCAGAUUGAUGCGAAGCCCGCCUUGCUCUCCGACUCUUCUCUCCCAUAUACCGCCGCCUGCAUCAAAGAGACCCUUCGAGUCUUCACGCCCGGCAAUUCCAACCGGCUGAAUCCCGCAGAUCCGUCUGAAGGAAUCACUUACAACGGCAAUGAACAUAUUCGCACGCUUCCAGGUGCGCAAUUGUGGUUGUUGCUGCCACGUCUGCAUCGAGAUCCGGCAGUGUUCCCACGUCCGCACUCAUUCAUUCCAGAACGUCACUUGCCCUCUUCUCCAUUUGGACCAAUCCCCAAAGACGCUUUCCGGCCCUUCGAAAAGGGCCCCAGAGCCUGUGUGGGCUCAGAGAUCGCAAUGAUGGAGAUGAAGCUGGUGCUGAUUGGGCUUGUAUGCAGUGGUCUGAUUGGGGAUGUGAGGUAUCCAGACCCGACGCCAUUGGCACCGGAAGGCAGCGGCUUGGGAGGCGUAGAUAGUGGCGUGGAUGCAGAGGGAAAUGUGUACGAGGAAAGGAGGUGGUGGUCGGUCAUGGAAUUUGCGGCAAAGCCGAAUCAGGGCCUGCCUUUUGGCGUGCUGCGACCGCAAAGUGCCACGAAGAAGUAG
Cyphellophora attinorum is the source of this 1674-nucleotide messenger RNA. RefSeq names its product monooxygenase AflN. The record is from RefSeq and is a predicted model, not a curated record. The transcript is spliced from 2 exons. Gene Ontology annotation, molecular function: heme binding; monooxygenase activity; oxidoreductase activity, acting on paired donors, with incorporation or reduction of molecular oxygen. The coding region runs from base 1 to 1674 and encodes 557 amino acids. Lineage: Eukaryota; Fungi; Ascomycota; Eurotiomycetes; Chaetothyriales; Cyphellophoraceae.